This is a messenger RNA of Haemorhous mexicanus (house finch), 1440 nucleotides long. Its product is annotated as glioma pathogenesis-related protein 1-like. Lineage: Eukaryota; Metazoa; Chordata; Aves; Passeriformes; Fringillidae. The record is from RefSeq and is a predicted model, not a curated record. The transcript is spliced from 6 exons. Gene Ontology annotation, cellular component: extracellular region. The coding region runs from base 110 to 979 and encodes 289 amino acids.
UUCAAGUGCUCCCACACCCAGGGGACAACCUCUGAAAAACUGCUUGCUGGUAUCAUCUCCACCUAAGAGAUUUUUAAUUUUAAAACUUAUGAAAAAACACUAGGGAAUUAUGAAAAUCACAUUUUUCUUUGCUGCAUUGCUCUUACUGGAUUUCUUCAGUUGCUUUCAUGCCUAUCUGCAAUAUCCCUUGCCUGACAUAGAAGAUGCAAAGUUCAUUGAAGAUUGUGUGAGAGCUCACAACACACUUAGAUCCAAAGUGAAUCCACCAGCCAGCAAUAUGUUUCGCAUGUCCUGGGAUGCUGCUUUAGCUAAGACUGCCAAAGCAUGGGCAAAGAAGUGCAAGUUUAACCACAAUACCUACCUUGAAAUGCCAGGAAAAAUGCACCCCACCUUUCGCUUUGUUGGAGAGAACAUCUGGACUGGCACAGCCCGCAUCUUCUCUGUGGAGGCAGCUCUCAGGUCCUGGUUUAAUGAAGUCAGCAGCUAUGAUUUCAGCACCAACACAUGUACUGGCAAGUGUGGUCACUACACUCAGGUUGUCUGGGCAGAGAGUUACAAAGUUGGCUGUGCAGUUCACUUCUGCAAUACAGUUGAAAAUUUUCCAGGACUAUUCAAAGCAGCACAUUUUGUUUGUGACUAUGGGCCAGCGGGGAAUUACCCAAGAAAACCAUAUAAAGAAGGACAGCCAUGCAGUAGAUGCAGUAACGAGAAGUGUGUAGACAAGCUCUGUGAAAAUACAGAACGUGAGAAGCUGAUAAGUUAUGCCAGCUGGCAUCCAGACUGGGAUACACAGCCACGGCAGCCCCAUCCCCCCAGGCCUCCUGUGCCAUCACACGUCCCACCUGCUGAGCAUCCACAACCCUCUUGUGACCAAUAUUGUCUUAGUGUUUUAAUUUUAAGGCCACUGUUUCUUGUAUUGAGUGUUGGUGCUGUACUUCUAGUACAACAGCAAUUUCCACACACUUUUUUUUAUGAGUAAUGGUCAAUUAAGAGACUGAUUGUGAUCCUACUGCUGUAUUACUCUCACACAUUUGGCACAUGUUUAAAAAAAAACAUUUGGUCAUCUUUCAUUAUCCCUGCAAUCCAGCAUAAGAAAGGCUGCUUCUUCACUCAAGGCAAAAGUGGCUUUGCAUAGAGGUAAUGUAAUUUAUUGGCAGUAGCUGCAACAUGCUCCUAUGUCUGUAUGAGGCUCUUAGCUCUAGCAGCAGUUGCAAGAGGGACCACAGAGACUAGAUAUUCCUCCAUGUGCUAACAAUCGUCCUGGGAGCCUGGGGCAUCACAAAGACAUGUCUGAAGUGGCACACUGUAUCCAAAAGAAGCAAUAAUUAAUCUUCAUUAAUCUUCAGUUGUCCCAGCCACAAUUUCCCCCAAGUAAUGGAGAUUUAACUCUAUAUAUUACUUUUUAUUAAUAAGAGUAAAGCUUGCUCUUUGCUUUAUUUA